Messenger RNA from Conger conger (European conger), 2228 nucleotides. RefSeq names its product cilia and flagella associated protein 210 (gene cfap210). NCBI's taxonomy places the organism in Eukaryota, Metazoa, Chordata, Actinopteri, Anguilliformes, Congridae. The record is from RefSeq and is a predicted model, not a curated record. Bases 227 to 1864 code for a protein of 545 amino acids. The transcript has 9 exons.
GAAGUCAUCCAGAACUCUCCUUUUACACAGAUUGACAGGACACUGACCGCAUUCAUGAGAAUGAUAGCACUGCACUGACAUGUAGCCACGGUCGUCAAAGGUGGCAGGAUUUGUAAAGACACUGUCAACCGCAGUUCUGACACCAGCUGCUCCAAGAAUCCAGUCAAUGAAGAUGGAGUUGGAAUCGGAGAUGAUGAUGCAGUCAAUGUGAUUUUUGUUUUGAGAGAUGCACGUUAAAACCUCGACCAUUCCGUCUGUAAAAGCAGCGCAGUCAAAAGAGGAAACAACCCCACCGGUGCGUCUUCCAGAUCUCCGUCAAGUCACAGUUUUGCCAAAAGCUGACUGGCUCCGCAUACAAGACAACUUGAACCAUGUCAAUACACACAAAGAGAAUCUUCUGGAGGCAUCUAAGGAACGGCAUGCGUUGCAUCUGCGUUCCAAAGAAGUGGUAAAAUUCUGGUCCAACACCAUUGCCGGGCAAAGACAGAAGAAACUGGAAGCCAAAAAAAUAAGAGCGGAAAUUGAAGAAGAGGAAAAGAAACAGAUUGAUUUAGAGGAGGCGGAGUACCAGCAACAAAAACGGAAAGAGGCCAUUGAAAAAGCAAAAAGUCAACAGUACUUCCAGACUGACCGAGUUAAAGGAUUUCAUAGCAGCCUCUUACUGACAGAGGUCUUGAAGGAACGAGAGGCUCAGAUAGAGCUGAAGCAGAAGAAGCAGAUGGCCUCUAAAGAUGUGAACAAGGACAUCAUUGCCCAGCUAAAGCAGAAAGACGAGGAGGCCUUGGAGCAGGAGCUACAGAGAGCACUGCAAGUGAAGCAGGAGAGAGAGAACGUUGCUGAAUACCUGAAGCAGCAGAUGAAGGAGCAAGAGGCCAUUCGAGAAAAGGAGAAACUGGACAGAAAGAAAGAAGCGGAGGAACUCCAGCAGCUGAAAGAUCAUCAUGACUGGGAGAGGAGCAUGUACGAGCAAAAGAAACAAGAGGAGAAGAGAAACAUCAUGAAAGAUCAUAUGGAGCAUCUGUCCAACCGAAACCUCAUCAGAGCAAUCGAGAUGCAAAAAGAAGGGGCAGAAGAAGAGUGUCGGAAACUCUUCUCAGAUGCAAAGCGGAAAAUGAUGAAGAUGAGGAAAGAGAAAGAGGCAGAAAUGUUUAGAGAGUUGCAGACGCACAAGGAGAAAAUGGUAGAGAGGCUGGCAGCACAACUGCAGGAGAAGGCCAGCAAUGAUGAAGAGCUCAUUGCCAACGCCGUGACAGUGCAGGAAGCAAGGCUGGAACGAGAGCAGAGAGAGAAUGAAGCAAAAAAGAAAGCAAUGCUGGACUCCAUCACAGCACACAGAGAAGCCGUGCAACAAAAACAGGAGCAGAAGAUCAAAGAGGAAAAGCAAAAGGCUCUUGAGAUGCUUCAAGCCAAGAAAGAGGCAGACAAGAUAAUCCUGGAAAAACAGCUGCUCAAGGCUCAAAAGAUAAAGGACAGCUGUGUGGAAUUACAAGACUUCCAUGUUCACCAAAUGGCUGAAAGACGAGCCAAGGAGCAACUUGGAAAAAAAGAACAGCUGGAUUUCGAUUCUAAAAACAUAGGGCUUGUUGCCGAGGAGGAGAAGCAAUUCCAGAAGUAUGCCAAUGAAGUGAUUAGCACUGCCGCAGAGGCCAAGAGGAACACUCUUCCCCUCCGCAUAGCAGCCAGAGAGGGCAUUGGGGGCGGACUGGGUCCUAUUUUUGGAGGACUGAAACCCAGUUACCUGGUUCAUGACAGCACUGGGGUCGAACUGCCCAAAUACAUCUCUGGCACAACACAAGACGUAAAGGAGUUAUACGAGACAAAUGACAUCCAGCAGGCAAAGAAAAGACUGGGAUUUUCAUGGUAAUGCAAAACUGUUUAGACAGUUGAUAUUAACAAUGUUACAGUACAAGUUUCCCAUUUUAGUAAAAAAUAAGCAAAAAUCAAAAUAAUUAUUGGAAGUAAUUUUAAAAAGGGUGGGAAUAUACUGUGUAUACCUUAGAGGCUAUACAGUAACAGUUAUGUGUUAUGUGGAUAUAGAUAUGACUGGAUAUCAUGGUCAGUUCAGAUAUUUUAAAUGGUGUAGCAUUCAUCCAUUUACCUGUGUGAAAUAUUUCUUCACCCUGUACUGAAAAAAACAAAAAUUGACUAUCCACCUUGUAAUUUUUCUUAGUGUUGCUCUCCCAUUUCAGGCUAGUGUAACAUCACAAACAAUAAAACAUUUAAAUGUU